AUGAUGCACCCGGAGAUGCCGAUUUGCAACACCUGUGGCGAACAAGUUGGGUUUGUUUCUAAUGGGAGUGGAGUGUUUGUCGGCUGCCAUGAGUGUAAUUUCCCGAUCUGUAAAGCUUGUUUGGAUUAUGAGAUCAAGGAAGGGCAUAAUGCUUGCAUACAAUGUGGUACCCCUUAUGAUGGAAGCUUAACAAAUGUUGCAGAAAAGGAGCCUGUCACCCACACUACCAUGGCUGGUCACCUUAAUCACAGUCAGGAUGCUGGACUUCAUGCAAGAAAUAUAAGCACUGUAUCAACAGUGGAUAGUGAAAUGAUUGAUGAAGAUGGGAACCCAAUCUGGAAGAACAGGGUCGAAAGUUGGAAGGAUAAAAAGAACAAGAAAAAAAAGAGUGUCGCUAAAGUUGCUAAAGAAGUUCAAAUUCCUGUAGACCAACAGAUGGGUGAAAAGCAGGGGUCAACAGAGGCGAAUACAAUGCAACCACUUUCACAAAUAGUUCCAAUUCCAAAGAGCCAAAUCACACCUUAUAGAGUUGUGAUUAUAGUGCGAUUGAUCAUUUUGGGACUUUUCUUUCAUUACAGAAUAACAAACCCAGUUGAAAGUUCUUAUGGUUUAUGGCUAACUUCUGUUAUUUGUGAGAUUUGGUUUGCUAUUUCUUGGGUCUUGGAUCAAUUCCCCAAAUGGUGUCCCAUCAAUAGAAUCACUUUCACCGAUGAACUAUCCGCAAGGUAUGAAAGAGAAGGUGAGCCUUCGGAACUUGCGGCUGUUGACUUCUUUGUGAGCACAGUUGACCCUUUGAAAGAGCCUCCUCUAAUCACAGCCAAUACUGUACUUUCAAUCCUAGCCGUUGAUUACCCCGUUGAUAAAGUCUCAUGUUAUGUCUCGGAUGAUGGUGCUGCGAUGCUUUCGUUUGAAUCGCUUGUUGAAACCGCGGAGUUUGCAAGGAAGUGGGUCCCGUUUUGUAAACGGUUUUCAAUUGAACCACGUGCACCUGAAUUUUACUUCUCGCAAAAGAUCGAUUACUUGAAAGAUAAAAUCCAACCUUCGUUUGUAAAGGAACGUAGAGCGAUGAAACGGGAUUAUGAGGAGUAUAAAGUGAGGGUAAAUGCUUUAGUGGCUAAAGCUCAGAAAACCCCGGAAGAAGGAUGGACCAUGCAAGAUGGAACACCGUGGCCGGGAAAUAACACACGCGAUCACCCCGGCAUGAUUCAGGUUUUCCUAGGACACAGUGGGGCCCGCGACAUUGAAGGAAAUGAGCUUCCUCGACUAGUUUAUGUAUCUAGAGAGAAGAGGCCCGGAUAUCAACACCACAAAAAGGCCGGUGCUGAAAAUGCUCUGGUUAGGGUUUCUGCGGUUCUCACGAAUGCACCCUAUAUUCUUAAUUUGGAUUGUGAUCACUAUGUAAACAAUAGCAAGGCAGUUCGAGAGGCGAUGUGUUUCUUGAUGGACCCACUAGUUGGUCGUGAUGUUUGCUAUAUACAAUUCCCUCAAAGGUUUGAUGGUAUUGACCGAAGUGAUAGAUACGCCAAUCGAAACACGGUUUUCUUUGAUGUUAAUAUGAAAGGAUUAGAUGGCAUUCAAGGGCCGGUUUAUGUGGGAACGGGUUGUGUGUUCUAUAGGCAAGCUUUAUAUGGUUAUGGACCUCAAUCUCUACCCGCAUUAUCAAAGCCUUCUUCUUCAUCUUCGUGGUGUUGUUGUGGACCCAAGAAGCCUAAGAAAGAUCUAGAAGAGUUUCAACGUGAUUCUAGAAGAGACGAUUUAAAUGCUGCCAUUUUUAACCUUAAGGAGAUUGAAAGUUAUGAUGAUUAUGAGAGGUCAUUACUCAUAUCUCAAAUGAGCUUUGAGAAAACUUUUGGCAUGUCAUCUGUGUUUAUAGAAUCAACUUUAAUGGAAAAUGGAGGAUUAGCCGAAUCUGCAAACCCAGCCACCAUGAUCAACGAAGCAAUUCAUGUCAUUAGUUGUGGGUAUGAAGAGAAAACCGCAUGGGGCAAAGAGAUUGGAUGGAUAUAUGGAUCAGUUACAGAAGAUAUCUUGACAGGAUUCAAGAUGCAUUGUAGAGGAUGGAGAUCGAUAUAUUGUAUGCCAGUAAGACCUGCAUUCAAAGGAUCAGCUCCGAUCAAUUUGUCCGAUCGUUUGCACCAGGUUUUGCGAUGGGCGCUUGGAUCCGUCGAAAUCUUCUUAAGCAGACAUUGUCCGUUGUGGUACGGAUGGGGCGGCGGACGCCUGAAAUUGCUUCAAAGACUCGCGUAUAUAAACACCAUCGUCUACCCCUUCACCUCUCUCCCUCUAGUUGCAUACUGUACGUUGCCGGCAAUCUGCCUUCUCACCGGAAAAUUCAUCAUACCAACGCUUUCGAAUCUGGCAGCAGUUUGGUUUCUCGGCCUCUUCUUAUCGAUCAUUACAACCAGUGUAUUGGAAAUCCGAUGGAGCGGCGUUAGUAUCGAAGAGCUCUGGCGUAACGAGCAGUUUUGGGUGAUCGGUGGUGUCUCCGCCCAUCUGUUCGCCGUUUUCCAGGGAUUCCUGAAAAUGUUGGCGGGAGUGGAUACGAACUUCACCGUGACCAGCAAAUCCGCAGACGAUCUGGAGUUCGGCGAGCUUUAUAUGAUAAAAUGGACGACGGUUUUGAUCCCUCCGACGACGCUUCUGGUUGUGAAUUUGGUCGGAGUGGUGGCGGGAUUUUCCGAUGCGCUUAACAAAGGGUAUGAGGCGUGGGGCCCGCUGUUUGGGAAGGUGUUCUUUGCGUUUUGGGUGAUUCUUCAUUUGUAUCCGUUUUUGAAAGGGCUGAUGGGAAGGCAAAACAGGACUCCGACGAUUGUGAUUUUGUGGUCGGUGUUGUUGGCGUCGGUGUUCUCGCUUGUUUGGGUGAAGAUCGAUCCGUUUGUUAGUAAAGGAGAUUCGAGUCUUACUCAAGGAUGCAUUGAGAUUGAUUGUUGAUUGUUGGGUUUAAAUUGUAAUUUUUGAAAUUUAGAUCUUUUUGGUUCGAAUGAGUGCUGUGUAUGUUUGUUUGGAGAAAAUGUAAUUGAUGGGAAAACUUUAAU
Lactuca saligna is the source of this 3035-nucleotide messenger RNA. The record is from the annotation of a GenBank genome assembly. NCBI's taxonomy places the organism in Eukaryota, Viridiplantae, Streptophyta, Magnoliopsida, Asterales, Asteraceae.